Lutzomyia longipalpis is the source of this 676-nucleotide messenger RNA. RefSeq names its product 28S ribosomal protein S10, mitochondrial (gene mRpS10). Bases 84 to 587 code for a protein of 167 amino acids. Gene Ontology annotation, cellular component: mitochondrion; mitochondrial small ribosomal subunit. The transcript has 3 exons. The record is from RefSeq and is a predicted model, not a curated record. Lineage: Eukaryota; Metazoa; Arthropoda; Insecta; Diptera; Psychodidae.
UUUCAUUGAUGUUUCAUAAGUCUGUUGUUGUUGGUUAAUUUUUUCCAAUUUUCUCUCAAAUUUUCCUAGUUUUCUCAUAAAAAAUGCAAUCGGUCAGGAGAAUCCUUCCUUCUGUGCGUCCAAUCAUCCGGCAAUCAUCAUCUUUCCAUGCGGCACCCAAUCCGGAACAGAAGACUGCCGAUGAGUUGCUGACCAAUCAACCAGAAUUGGAUAAAUUGUACUCAAAACUAGAAAUUGAACUGAGAGGAGUUGAUCCCGCAGUGCUGAAGAGUUAUUCGUGGUUUGCAACCACAGCAGCUCAACAUCUUGGGAUUGAAGUUGGAAAAUGCUGGGCAGAGAAGAGACCUUACCACGAUCGGAUGGUCUUGCUCAGAAGUGUCCACAUUUUCAAGAAGCAUCGAGUUCAGUAUGAGAUGCGAACGUAUUUUCGCCAUUUGAACUUCCACAAACUCACAGGAUCAACACUGGACACAUUUCUGGAGUACAUUGAACGAAAUAUCCCCGAAGGAGUGGCACUGAAAGCUACAAAAGUUGAGGUACAGCAGCUACCGGAACACCUGACUACGCCACCGACGCUUAAAGAGUAAAAAGUAGUGAGUUUUUUAUUCAAGAUUUAUUCGUUUAUAAAAUCGUAAAUGUAGGAAAUUUAUUGCUAUAAAGAAAAUAGUUAAAGAGA